AAAAGAUCCAUUGUUUUUUCUCAGGUGGAAUUCGGCUGAUAUAUCUUUUACCUGUGUUAUCCUAGUGGGCUCAUAAUCAUCCCAUCAUGUGACUGUUUUCAUUCAGGGAAAAGGAAUGGAUUAGGUAGGACUCUGAUAUUGUCCCCUCCUCUCUCCAUCAGCGACAUCUUGUCAUGUUCCUAGCAGCCUGGCUGUUUUCAGGGAGACAGCUGUGGGUACGACGAGGCUGUGAUUCAGUCCGUGGGAAUCGAACAUAACGGACAUGAUUCGGAAGAAGCUCCGCGAGCGCUCCUCAAAGGCACCAUGUCUCUUAGAUUGAUGGAAUACAAAGGCGCGAGUAAAAUAAUUAAAAUGCGACCGUUAUUCCGGUGAGGCAGGUGGAACGCCAGUGGUCAUGGUGUAUGCCUCGUCGACAGAUACCAGGAAGCUGUCUCUCCUCUCAUCCUCCUUCACCCUCCCCAUGACCUUCAACCUAUCAGAGGGGGACAACAGCAGCAGCCUGGCUAGUUCAGCCACACCCUUCCUCUGUAACCGCGAUGCCCUCUCACCCUCCUAUUCUUCGGGUCAUCAGAACAUCACCCAGGUGUCGUAUGAACUCACCCCAGCCGAGGUGGUUGUUCUGGGGUUGGUGUUCAGUGUCCUCUGGCUGGUAUCCAUCCUGGGGAAUGCCUUGGUGUGUCUGGUGAUUCACCGCAGCAGACGAGCUCAGUCCACCACUAACUACUUUGUGGUGUCAAUGGCCUGUUCGGACCUGCUCCUUUCCCUGGGCUGGGCUCCCUUCGUCCUGCUGCAGGUGGUGUCUGGCCACUGGCCCCUCAGCUCUGCCUCCUGCAAAGCUGUACGGUACCUGCAGCAUCUGUGCCCAGGCGUCCAGGUGUAUGUACUGCUGUCCAUCUGUGUGGACCGGUUCUACACAAUUGUCUACCCUCUCAGCUUCAAGGUCUCCAGGGAGAAAGCCAAGAGGAUGAUCCUGGCAUCCUGGGUGUUGGACGCUGCCUUCGUAUCACCCUGCCUCUUUUUCUAUGGUUCGGAGGCUGCAGAUGGGCACUGUGACUUCUUUCUGCCAGUAGGGAGCUGGGAUGGUGUGACAUAUGGUUCCACUCAUCUUCUCCUGGGCUUUCUGGUUCCAGCCAUUCUCAUUGUGUGGUUCUAUCAGCGUGUGGUCCGAUAUAUUUGGAGGAUUGGCGCCGACGGACACACAGUCCGGCGUACCAUGAACAUUGUCCCCAGGACUAAGGUGAAGACCAUCAAGAUGUUCCUCAUGCUGAACGUGGUGUUCCUUCUCACCUGGAUGCCCUUCUACGUGGCCCAGCUGUGGCACCCGAGUGAUGCCCUGGGCACCAGCCGACAGGGGGCUUUGGUGUUCUGUUGCGUGGUCUGUGUGUCCUUCAGCUCCACGGCCUCCAAGCCCACCCUCUACUCCGUCUACAAUGCAAACUUCAGACGCGGCAUGAGGGAGACCUUCUGCAUGUCCUCCAUGAAGUGUUACCGUAGCAAUGCUUACACAAUCACCGCCAGCUCCCGCAUGGCCAAGAAGAACUACAUCGGUGUGGUGGACAUCCCUGUGACAACCAAGGCCACGCUCACCAAAGACUCUGUCUACGACACGUUUGACCGUGAAGCUAAGGAGAAGAAACUGGCCUGGCCAAUCAACGCCAACCCUCCGAACACAUUCGUCUGAGGGGCCAAUCAGCGCCAAACCUCCUGACAUAUUCGUCUGAGGGCAGGCAUUCAACUCACUUUUAAGAAAGAACAGAAUUGAAAGUGUGAACACUGAAUAUGUAGGAAAAUACAUAUCAAAUCUGCAAAUGUGCAUUACAAACACUUCAACAAUAUUGUGAAGGACUAUAUUUGGGGUGCUUGUAAAUUAUAUUUUGAGCAGAUGAUCUCGCUAGCACUCCCGCAAAAGAGGGAAUGGUGUUCAUGACGUAGUGCUGAAUCAUUGACAUACUCCCCCUUAGUCGUAAACAUCUGUGUGGAUGUGAUCUUGAUGAUAAGGGACCAUAGAGAAUAGGCUUUCUCAGAUGGAGCAGUCUGAACACAGUAUCAUCAAAACAUCCGGCCUUGGAGCCAAGACACGAACCUAGAUGGCAUUCAUCUGUUAUAACAUGUUAGUAAUAUUCUGGUUACGUUAUAACCUGUUUCUGGUUAGUUAUAAUAUGUUGAUAAUGUUCUGGUUUGUGUGUUGUUGUGAUCUCUGUGAUUCAUAUGAUGUCAAAGCCUUCUAUGUUAAUGGACUAAAAGACUCUGUCUUAAACUCGAAACAUUUUUUCAACCAGUCAACAUGCUGGCACAAGAAAUCAUUCUGCAAAUCAUAAUUAAAAAAAAAAUGUUGACAUUAGCCAGACCUGCCCUGCCAGAUGCAGCAUACUUCUGUUAGUAUGUGUGAAACAUCUAAUCUCUUUGUCUUCUACUGUCUAUGCUGUGAUCUAAAGAGUUUCCUCUGAUGAAUGACUAACAAAUAAACCAUCAGCAAGGUACCCUAUAUGAUUCAGCCUUACUGUUUACAUUUUGGAAGUACUGCAACAUUUACAGGGACGGUUUAAAAAACUAUCUGUUGUAUUCAUAGAUGGAGGGGAAAUUGACUCAAAGAAAAUCUCCAAGAGAAUGUGCUUUGUUUGUCUUUGACAUUUUGGAAAGGAAAUGGUGUCACUGCAGAGGGAGAUAUACAGCUCAGUUUGUCUUAGAACAAGAAGUUCUGCAUGAACCCAGACUAAAAUAUGUCCGGCUGCUUCCUAGUUGGAGCGUUGGAAGUAAACUGGAAUAAUAAGGUUGUUUGCUCUUCUGCCUGACGGGUUUAAACUUUCUGAAAAGCUGAAAAUGGAAUUGGGAAUGUGAUGCACUCAUCAAUCAAUCAAUCAAA
Molecule: messenger RNA, 2863 nt
Organism: Esox lucius (northern pike)
Lineage: Eukaryota; Metazoa; Chordata; Actinopteri; Esociformes; Esocidae
Gene: gpr19
Product: G protein-coupled receptor 19
Exons: 2
Coding region: 395-1681 (428 amino acids)
Biological process (GO): G protein-coupled receptor signaling pathway
Cellular component (GO): plasma membrane
Molecular function (GO): neuropeptide receptor activity
Source: RefSeq, a predicted model, not a curated record